Messenger RNA from Echinococcus granulosus, 2385 nucleotides. Its product is annotated as Translation initiation factor IF-2. The record is from RefSeq and is a predicted model, not a curated record. Gene Ontology annotation, molecular function: GTPase activity; GTP binding. The coding region runs from base 1 to 2385 and encodes 794 amino acids. NCBI's taxonomy places the organism in Eukaryota, Metazoa, Platyhelminthes, Cestoda, Cyclophyllidea, Taeniidae. The transcript is spliced from 11 exons.
AUGCUUUGUGUAACGACGAGAGGUAUCGCUCAUUUACUUAGCCGCCUACGUCUUUCAUUCUUGUGCGACUCUGCUACAUUCCUAUCGGCCACAUUCUCUUCCAAGGCUAAACCCCGGUCCGGUAAAUCGUCUAUGACAGUUCCUACAGUUGAUGUUUGGGAUGGCAUUAAGAUCUCAGAACUCUCAAAACUGACAAAACGUCCUGUUGGCAGUAUUAUCCGCUCCGUCAAUAGCGGGUUGCUGGGAUCGCUUCGAGUAAGCGCUACGACCUCGAUUGAAAAUCGGGAAUUGCUGACUGGACUUGUAUCCCUUCUGGGGUUUAGACCCAACUUUGUCAAUCGCAGUUCACCCGAAACGACCAAAGGGAGGUCUCCAAUGGAUGGAUUUGACGUCCAUCCCAGACCUCCGCCGGACUCGACGUGUUGUGUACCUCGACCACCGGUGGUGGCAAUAAUGGGCCACGUGGACCACGGCAAGACGACCCUGUUAGACGCGCUGCGCGCCUCGCGCAUUGUGGAUGAAGAGUUCGGUGGCAUCACUCAGCAUCUCUCCGCUUUCUCCCUCUCGGUCGCGGAGGCCGCUGCCGUAGCGGGCGGGGGUAUUGGCAGUGAAGGGGACGGAGGCAUCAUCACCUUCAUCGACACUCCUGGCCACUCCGCUUUCUCGGCCAUGCGGGCGCGCGGUGCCAAGGCCACCGACAUAGUCCUCCUCGUGGUAGCCGCCGACGAUGGCGUCAUGCCUCAAACCGUUGAGUGUAUUAGAUUUGCCAAGGAAUUUAACGCUCAGCUCCUCGUCGCAAUCAAUAAAAUAGACAAGUAUGGUGUUGAUGUGGAGCGGACGAUUCAGGGCCUAGCGGCUCACGGUGUAGUGGUGGAGCGACUGGGUGGCGAGGUGCAGGGAGUGGAGAUAUCUGCGCUGCGGCGCAUUAACCUCGUCCCCCUGUUGGAGGCCAUCGUGGCGCAGGCCGAGGUGAUGCAGGUCACUGCAGACCCUACCGGGCCCGUCGAGGCUCUCGUUCUUGAAUGCCGUGCCGAGCAUGGCCUGGGGAAGGUGGUGAAUUGCCUGGUGACGCGGGGUGAGUUAAAGCAGGGCGCCAGAAGCGGUCCUCUGGUGGCUGGCGAGAGCGUAGGUUGCGUGCGCAUCCUUCGCAACGACCGUGGCGUCCGUGUGGACUCCGUUGGACCCGGCUACACCGCUUUCAUCGCCGGCUGGAAGACUACGCCUCCUGUGGGUAGCACUAUCCUCGAGGUCGCCUCAGACGCAGAAGCGGAGGCGGCGGUUCGGACUCGGCGUCAGCGGCGGUUGGAACAGAAGUCGCGAGUAGACCGAUUGUUUAUCGACCAGCGGAAGGCCGAGUACCGUGCUGCUUACGAGGCUUACCUCAAAAAAUGCGAGCAAAUGGACCCCGUUGCUUCCCGUCGCUUCGCCUCCCAGUUCAGAAAAGACCAAACAACAUGGUUAGCUAAUGUGGGCAAUGAAAAGGAAGCGAAGGAACUGCGUGUUCCCUUGAUCGUCAAGGCCGAUGUUGAUGGGAGUUUGGGCGCGAUUUCAGACAUGCUAGCAACCUGUCCGUCCGACCAGUGUUGCGUGCAAAUCGUCUCCUCAGGUGUCGGUCCUGUCACCCCAGCCGAAGUGGAUCUUGCGGCAGCCAUUGGAGCUGAAAUAUUCACAUUCAACGUCGAUGCACUUCCGGGUGCGAAGUCAGCACUCGAUGCGCACAACCUCAUACUCCACUCGCACAACAUCAUCUACAGGCUUGCUGAAGACGUGCGCUCCCUCGUUAAUGACAAGCUACCUCCUGUCUAUCUUGAAGAAGUAGUCGGUGAAGGCGUGGUCCUGCAGACCUUUGAGGUCUCCGUGAUUCGUACCAAGCGUCAGGAGGAGGUAGUGGUCGGUGGAUGUCGUUGCACGCAUGGCAACAUCCUCUCUGGAAAGUCCUCCAAGCACGGUACAGAUCCGAUUCUGUUUCGCGUUCUGCGUCCAACACUAGAUUCUAACGACCGAGGCGACACGGGAAUGCGAUCCAGUAAACGGAUGACAAAGCCAGAGGAGGCAGUCCGCUUGGAAUACGGGGAGGCACAGGAGGGCGUCCCGACUAACAGCGGUCGAGUCUUGUUGGACCGCGCCCUUUGCUUCUCUCUGCGUCACGGCCGCAGCGAUGUUGACUCGGUGCGACGGAACGUCGAGUUCGGCAUUGUCCUCCUCCACACCAGCACGGAACACCGAAGCCUUAGCGACCUCCAUCAACACCCGCCUGAGGCCUCCACCACUGCCUCCGUCUUCGAUGGCUGGGCCCGUGGUGACAUGAUUCAGUGCUUCCGCAUCGUCAAACGUCCUCAAUCCCUCGAGUGGCACAUCGACCACCCUCCAACCUCCGAGAUUUGA